CAUGUUUUUCACGAGGAAAAACUCUGAUGAAGCUGAUCUGGUACCAGCCAAGGAGGCGAAUGUAAAGUGUCCACAAGUGGUCAUCUCGUUUUAUGAGGAACGCCUCACCUGGCAUUCAUACCCGACUGAAGAGGAAGAAAAAAAGGACGACAAAAACUAGACAAAAAAAAAAAAAAAGACAUAAGGGACAGUCGUUGUGUGUUUGUCUUUUUAUUUUAAAGAGCUGGCAAAUGAUAUUUGUCAGGAACAACUUUGUAAAAAUCAGCUGUAAUCUACAUUUUAGUGUUUUAGUUUGGGUGUAGAUGAAGCGGAUCGUGACUUUGCACCUGUAAUGUACUCUUCAAGCUUUUUAUUGAUCAACAUUCGAGUCAUGAAGUUCAUACAUGUGGAAAAACAAGUGUUCUUUAUAUGUUCCCUACCCUGUGGAGAUCAUACUGAGUUGGUUUCAUUCAAUUCUGUAGCUGUCUCUGGAAAAAGUGUUCCACCAUCCUUAAUUCUAUGUAUAUAUAUAAAUAUAUAACUACCGAUAAAAUGUUACUGCCUUAACAGAUUAAUAAGAAAAUGACAAUUUUAUACAUCUGUCAAUGCAGGUGAUCAUUGAAUGCAUGACUGUAUAAUGUUGGCCUACGGGAAAUAGGUUUAAGGCAUUGUUUAUCUGGCUUUGAUAUGAUUGUUUGUUCGUUUUUAACCAGCAACAGUGCUUAUUUGCCCACAAACUCUCUCUCUCUCUCUCUCUCUCUCUCUCUCUCUCUCUCACACAUGUGUCUGGUCUUAUCAUUGGUGCUAUCUGUGGUUGACGCCCAUUGGAUAUUAACAGUCUGACAUUUGUGUUUGUAAAUAUGUUCCAGCACAUGGACAUCACUGUGUACAGUCAGCCGAGAUUUGUUUUUUUACAUGCUCCUACACUGUUUUAUUGCUGAUAAACGGAGGAAAAAAAUGGAAGAAUUGUAAAGUUUGUCUUUCUGAAGAAGUAUCUCGAGUGUGUUUUAAUGAUCGGUUGCUAGUUUAGUUAUUCAUGUUGUUAUUGCGUACUAUCACAGCACUUGAAUUAGCAUUUUCAGAAAUAAAAAAAAAAUCUUUGUUGUUAUUCUGUCA
Molecule: messenger RNA, 1095 nt
Organism: Danio rerio (zebrafish)
Lineage: Eukaryota; Metazoa; Chordata; Actinopteri; Cypriniformes; Danionidae
Gene: cbx1b
Product: chromobox homolog 1b (HP1 beta homolog Drosophila)
Biological process (GO): regulation of gene expression
Cellular component (GO): nucleus; chromosome; heterochromatin
Source: RefSeq, marked provisional